This is a messenger RNA of Drosophila bipectinata, 1675 nucleotides long. RefSeq names its product GDP dissociation inhibitor (gene Gdi). Gene Ontology annotation, biological process: vesicle-mediated transport; protein transport; small GTPase-mediated signal transduction. Gene Ontology annotation, molecular function: Rab GDP-dissociation inhibitor activity. Gene Ontology annotation, cellular component: cytoplasm. Lineage: Eukaryota; Metazoa; Arthropoda; Insecta; Diptera; Drosophilidae. The record is from RefSeq and is a predicted model, not a curated record.
CUGACCACGAAGAAGCGAGUAGAGAAAAAUUAUUGAACGAAAAAAAAAGUGAACGAAAAACAGCAGAAAAGUCAUCGUCGAAAACGUCGCAGCAAGUGAAAAAGAGGCAAUAAGCAAGAACCGGAAAGCCACAGAUCCGAGGAAACUAAAAAAAACAGAUUUCUUUCCCCCAAGUGCAUUGAGAGAAAGCCAGAGCCAAGAUGAAUGAGGAAUACGAUGCGAUCGUGCUCGGCACAGGCCUGAAGGAGUGCAUCCUCAGCGGGAUGCUGUCCGUGUCCGGCAAGAAGGUGCUGCAUAUUGAUCGGAACAAGUACUAUGGCGGCGAGUCGGCCUCGAUUACACCGCUGGAGGAGCUGUUCCAGCGCUAUGGCCUGGAGGCGCCCGGCGAACGGUUCGGGCGUGGCCGCGACUGGAACGUGGACCUCAUCCCCAAGUUCCUGAUGGCCAACGGCCAGCUGGUCAAGCUGCUCAUCCACACGGGCGUCACCCGCUAUCUGGAGUUCAAGUCCAUUGAGGGCAGCUACGUAUACAAGGGCGGCAAGAUUGCCAAGGUGCCGGUGGACCAGAAGGAGGCCCUGGCAUCCGAUCUCAUGGGCAUGUUUGAGAAGCGACGCUUCCGGAACUUCCUCGUCUAUGUGCAGGACUUCCGGGAGGAUGAUCCCAAGACCUGGAAGGACUUUGACCCCACCAAGGCCAACAUGCAGGGUCUGUACGACAAGUUCGGACUGGACAAGAACACGCAGGACUUCACCGGCCACGCCCUGGCCCUGUUCCGUGAUGACGAGUAUCUGAACGAGCCGGCCGUGAACACCAUCCGGCGCAUCAAGCUCUACUCGGACUCGCUGGCGCGGUAUGGCAAGUCGCCCUACCUCUAUCCCAUGUACGGCCUGGGUGAGCUGCCCCAGGGAUUCGCUCGGCUGUCGGCCAUCUAUGGCGGCACCUACAUGCUGGACAAGCCCAUUGACGAGAUUGUGCUGGGCGAGGGCGGCAAGGUAGUUGGAGUGCGCUCCGGCGACGAGGUCGCCAAGUGCAAGCAGGUCUACUGCGAUCCCAGUUAUGUGCCCGAUAAGGUGCGCAAACGUGGCAAGGUGAUUCGUUGCAUUUGCAUUUUGGACCAUCCGGUGGCCAGCACCAAGGACGGUCUGUCCACGCAGAUUAUCAUUCCACAGAAGCAGGUGGGCCGCAAGUCGGACAUUUAUGUGUCGCUGGUGAGCUCCACCCACCAGGUGGCCGCCAAGGGCUGGUUCGUGGGCAUGGUCUCGACCACCGUGGAGACCGAGAAUCCGGAGGUUGAGAUCAAGCCCGGCCUGGACUUGCUCGAGCCGAUCGCACAAAAGUUUGUGACCAUCUCGGACUACUUGGAGCCGAUCGACGAUGGAUCCGAGUCGCAGAUCUUCAUCUCGGAGUCGUACGACGCGACCACGCACUUCGAGACCACUUGCCUGGAUGUGUUGAACAUAUUCAAGCGCGGCACUGGCGAGACGUUCGACUUUUCCAAGAUCAAGCACGAGCUGGGCGACGAGGAGCAGUAAGCGGGGAGCACGAAGAGAGGCCUCAUCUGGUUAUGGUGCAUAUGGACAGCUCAACAUCAGCCACAAAAAACAUUGUAGAUCGUCUCGGCGUCGUGGCCAAAACCUUAAAAACAUACCCAAGAUAAAUGAAAAACCCUAAAUAA